AUGUCACUUCACACGCCCGUAUUCGCCGGUCUUGGCUCUGAUGUACUCUUCUCCAAGUCUAGCCUAGACGCAUCGGCGCGUGAUGCGUUGCUACCUGAGUCUCAGCUUCUCUUGCAGGCUUGCCAUGCCAUCUUUCACACUGAAAUCUCCCACGCCAUGCGCUCCGGCAUCCUCUCCCAUGACAUUGAUCUUGAGGACUUUAACACACCCGAAAAGGUGCUCUCACCCAAUGAACGCUACCAUGGAAACGUGGUGGUACAACACACUACAUUAUAUCUCUCGCAGAUCCUUAGAUACCUCGGGCAACUACCGCAACAUAGCGAAUUGCUCGAGGUCGCUGCCUUUUGCGCCGGCCUCCUCCCUGCCACGGUCGUUUCCACAUCCCGCAAUCCUAUUGAAUUUCUAUCUCGAGCUCAAGACCUCUUCUACGUCUCCGUCUGGAUCGGUAUCCGUAGCGAAAGUUAUCGGAGGUCUUACCUGGCCCUUCACGCUUGUGGGCCUAGCCUUCCUUGGAGCGUUGUUGUCGACGGUAUCAAUGCCGAACGUGCCAAAGAAAUCAUCGCAACCUCGACAACGCAGACCGACCAAACUGUCUCUGUGACUGCUUUGAACUCGCCCAAUUGCGUGACCUUGAGCGGGACUGGAGAACAUCUCCAGGAUUUCCUUUCCACCCAACUCCCUCCCAAGUGUCGCACUCGGGCAACAAACGUACGCUCGCUUUACCAUGUCUGCGACAGGCUUGCUCCUCUUAAACAAACUAUAUAUGAGGAUCUUCAACAGCGAUGCCCCUCGAUGUCAACCUCUGUGGCUUUUGUUGCCCCGUUGCUCUCCACCAUUGACGGACAACCAAUAGACUGCGUCGAGGCAGGACCUCUAUGUACUGUCAUCAACACUAUUUUGGACAUGAUAAUGCUUCAUCCUGUCGACUGGGUCUCGGUUCAAAAUUCAAUCUUCGAUAGCGUCAAUAAGGCUUCUGCCUCUUCCACUGCUGGAACGACGAUUGAAAUUUUGAACAUGGGCCCCGGCUAUGGCAUGUCAACAUCUGCUUUCCAAUUACCAAGCAACGUGAAAAUACGCGAUGUGAUAUCACUCGCUGGCGCUCCCAACUCAUACCGCAAAGCUUCCAGACUGGCGCCAGGCGACAUCGCCAUUGUUGGCAUGGCGGUCGACCUUCCGGAUGCGUCCGAUGUGGACUCAUUAUGGGCGAAUUUGGUUGAUGGAGUUAACUCAUGCUCAGAGAUACCGGAGUCGAGAUUCCAUAUCGAUGACUUUUACCAUGCAAAGGAACUGAAGAAGGGUAGUGCUAAUCGCACCCUCAAUACAAGAUACGGCAACUUCCUUCAAAACCCUUUCCAAUUCGAUAACGGCCUUUUCGAUAUAUCCCCACGCGAAGCGCGCUCAAUGGAUCCGCAGCAGCGUGUAAUGCUCCAAACGGCAUUCAGAGCACUCGAAAAUUCAGGCUACGUGCCGGACUCAACGCCUUCGAACAAUCGUGAUACGUUCGGGUGCUGGAUCGGCAAUGCCACGCUGGAUUACCCUGCGAAUAUGAAGGACGACAUUGAUGUUUACUACAGCCCAGGCACUCUGCGCACCUUUCAAAGUGCACGCAUCUCGUACGUCUUUGGUUGGAGCGGCCCGUCCAUAACCCUGGACACGGCUUGCUCCUCUUCUGUAGUUGCCCUGCAUCAAGCCGCCAGAUCGAUAAUCGCCGGAGAUUGCCGCGCCGCACUCGUUGGUGCCGUCAAUACGAUCACGAGCCCCGAUAUGUACCUUGGCCUUGACCGUGCACACUUUUUGAGCCCAUCUGGUCAAUGCAAAGCGUUCGAUGCAUCUGCCGACGGGUAUUGUCGUGGUGAGGGGUGCGGCGCUUUUGUCAUUAAGAAAGUCAGCGAUGCUAUAGCAGACGGCGAUCGAAUUCACGCAAUCAUCAAAGCUGUGGAGAUUAACCAGAGCGGUAACACUCACUCCAUUACGCAUCCCCACGUCCCUACACAAGAAGAGCUGUUUAAACACGUCUUUCGGAAAACACGAAUUGACCCUCACAUGGUCACUGCUGUUGAGCUGCAUGGCACUGGUACCCAAGCUGGAGACCCAGUGGAGCUGGAGAGUGUGCGGCGUGUCCUGUGUCAGGAUAGAUCACCGGAUAAUCUCCUUCAUUUGACGUCAAUCAAAGCGAAUAUUGGCCACUGCGAGGCUGCUUCUGGGGCUGCCGGGCUGGCGAAGCUGGUCCUCAUGAUGAAGCAUAAUCGCAUCCCGCCUCAAAUAUCCCUCAAGGUGCUAAAUCCACGCAUUCAAAAUCUUGGUUAUGAUGGUGCUGUCAUUAAUCAAGAAGGGGCAUCAUGGCCACAAAUCGAUGGCCAGCCACGUAUGGCGAUGCUAAACAACUUCGGUGCCGGAGGAUCCAACGGAGCUGUCCUCUUGCAAGAGUACAUCGCAGCUAAACAACCGACCGAUUUGGGAAGUUGUAGCCCGCUCAGCUACGUAUUUGGGUGCUCCACCAAGAGCAUGGCUUCGCUAACAAAGCUUCGCGAUGAACUCAUCUCGCAUAUUGUGAAUAAGGGCAGGUUUGAAUCGCUCCAAGACAUUUGUGCGACAAGCACAAGCCGGCGCCAGAUCUACGAUAUGCGCAUCGCAGUUGUCGCAACCUCCUCCGAUGACCUGGUAGAGAAACUCCAAAAAGCGACACCUCACCACAUCUCCGAUUCAGUAGUCAAAGAGCCGAGAGCCGUUUUUGUUUUCUCUGGUCAGGGCUCACAGUACUUGGGCAUGGGUGCUGAACUGAUGGGAAUCUACCCAAGUUUCGCCAAGACCGUGUGGGAGUGCGACGCCUAUCUCAAAGAACGCGACUAUCCCGGGUGUGUCCAAAUUAUCACUGCUGCCGAUGAAGAAAACGGACUCGAGCAACUCACGGAGUGUGAAAAACUGCAAGCGUUCCAAUCAGCGAUAUUCGUCUUAGAAGUUUCCCUUGCGCAACUACUUAUGUCUUGGAGCAUUGUUCCAAGUGCGGUCGUAGGCCACAGUCUUGGAGAGUAUGCUGCUCUAGUUAUUGCUGGAGUUCUCGACACCUUCAGCGGGCUCAGCUUGGUCGCUCGUCGUGCGAAGUUGAUGAUGGGUCAAUGCCAGCUUCAAACAACCUCCAUGCUUGCUGUCAAUGCUGGGGCUGAAACUGUGCAAGACCUGAUCCAAAACUCAGAGCUCUUUCCCUGCUUUUCAAUAUCAUGCGACAAUAGCGCAAACGAUUGCGUUGUUGGUGGCCCAAUCAAGGAGCUUCAAACGUUCAAGGAGUAUCUUCGUGAGAACCUCAAGGCCAAGAGCAAGGUGCUUGAUGUGCCCUUGGCCUACCAUACAAAUGCAAUGGAUCCCAUCCUCCCCGAGCUUACCCAAUUCGUCUCCACGAUUGAUCUAGGCCGACCAAAGAUUCCCGUGGUCUCGAACGUUCUCGGGCGUACCGUUGUGGCCGGCGAAAAUGCCUUUACUAAAGAGUACUUUGCGUCACACUGUCGACAGACGGUCAACUUCCACAAAGGAGUUCAAGAAUUUCUUACCACCAAUAUGGGAUCGAGGACCACAAGAUGGAUAGAGAUUGGCCCGCACCCGUCAUUGCUGCCUAUGCUGGGCACGUGCGUUGACAAAAGAUCGGUCGAUCUUCUUCCUACUCUGCGAAAAGGCAAUUCACCUUCAAGCACCAUGGCACAGCUUCUGUGUAAUUUCUAUAAUACUUCCACCGGCAUCAACUGGCGUAAACCAUUCGAUGGCGUGUCCAAACCUCAUCUCGUUGACAUACCUGGCAUCCCAUUCUCAAAACAAGAGUUCGGCGUCCACUACCCAUCCGAAUUUACAGCCAAAGGAAUCGAUACCGAGGCUGUCCAACCCGUCAUUCGAAUCGACAGUUUCAUCGCCAAGACGGUGAAGCAGCCAACAUUAGAUGAUAGAUCGGCGAUUUACGAUACGCCGUUGUAUCUACUCAAAGACUUCAUCACUGGGCAUUUGGUUGCCGAACAUGCUCUUUGUCCCGCAUCGGUGCGAGCCAUACUCAAGCCUCUUAACGGCUCUCAGGGAUCCUAUGAGUUUGAGAUACUCUCUUACAACAAUAAAAUUGGAGCAAAUCAUGGCACGUCGCACUGCAAGGGAAUCUUGAAGCGCAAGUCAAGUCCGACGCUGCAGAUGAAGUAUGCCCGUGUUUCCCCCAUGCUGGUUCGCAAGACAGAGCAGAUGGUCUCAAACACGGCUCGGGCCUGGCAGGAGAUCCUCAUGAAGAGAGCCAUGUACGAAAUGGUCUUCACUAGGGUGGUCACCUAUUCAGAGCCGUACCAGCGGGUGCAGUCAAUUCGAAUUGAUGGAGCCAGUGGGAAUACCCACGCCGUCUGCCAGUAUCCCGAUGACCGCCUUGGUACUGCUGGUCUGCCCGCUGCGAACGCUAUCUUCAUGGAUGUCUUGCUGCACGUCGCAGGCUUCGCUGCCAAUAUCAGGGUCGGCAUCCAGAUUUUGUGCAUGUGUAAGGAGGUUACAUCCGCCACUGUCCUUCGAAAAUCUCUCGCUCCUGGAGAAACCUUCGAGGUAUAUUGCACCCUAAACGAUGUCGUCAGCGAACGUUUGACGAUUGCAGAUGCCUAUGCCUUUGACUCCCAAGGAGUUUUGGCAGUGUUUAAAGGCAUGGUGUUUCAACAGAUUGAGCUCUCGAAAAUCGGCAGGGCUCUCGCCAUCACCGCAAAAAAGCUUUCGGGGGGGCUCCGCUCAUCAGCCUGCAUCAGGGCCAUGAUUGCUACCACUUGUGGAGUGGAAAUUUCAGUGCUCUCCGAGACUACAGGCCUUGAGAGUCUUGGAUUUGAUUCUCUUAUGAUGAUCGAACUGCAAUCUGAGAUCUCGACUAAGUUCCCCCAUGCCAGCUUCUCAGAGUUGGAGGAGUGCCAGACGGUUGGAGACAUUGAGCGAAUCUGCGCUAUUCAAGACACUCCCUCUCAAUCAAUCACCCCGGUCUCAGGACUGUCGACUAGCUCGAUGACCAGCUCCAGCACUCCCCCCUGUGCGGUAGCCACGCCAGUCAGCAAGAGAGAUGUCUCUGCGAUCAUCGCCGAUGCCUGUGGAACCAGCCCAGACACCAUUUCGUCAAGUUCGAACCUCCAACAUCUCGGCAUCGACUCUCUCAUGAUCUUGGAGCUUGAAGUUCGCCUCGAGGAGAUCUUCAAAGAUGGGAAGACCACAUCUGCUGCGAACCUUUUGAACUGUCGCACCGUUGGCGAUGUCGAAAGAUUGCGCAACGUGCACAAGCAAGUCGAAGAGGCAACGUAUACCCCCUCAAAGAACAACUCACGCAGAGUCCCUAGAAUGAACCUCUCCCCCGUCCUGAAUCUCGAUGCCGUCAUGGUGCAGAAGGUGACACGCGCUCUCAAACUCUCCGAACAACCUGAAGUCAUCAUGAGUGGCGCGUCUGCCAGCCCCAACGCUCUGCCAUUAUUUUUGGUUCACGAUGGCAGUGGUGUCUGCAUGCAGUAUCAUCGCUUGCAGUCACUCAACCGCCAGGCCUACGCGCUACACGAUCCCAAGUUUAUCAACACAGCCGAAGCAUGGCCCAGCCUCCGUCAGAUGGCAGAAAACUACGCUGACACGGUCCAUCAUACCACCGAAGGCCCUUGUCUCGUAGGCGGUUGGUCCUUUGGCGGCGUCGUCGCCUUCGAGGCGGCAAGGAUCCUAAUGGCGAGGAACCAUGCCGUGAAAGGGAUUAUCCUUAUUGACUCGCCGCCUCCAUUGGAUCAUCAUCCUCUCUCAGCCGACAUCAUCGAGGCCGUCACCGGCAGCGCAAAACCCUCGCCAAAUGCACUGGGCAAAGCAAUCCGGCAACUUACGCAUCAGAGCUUCUUGUCGUGCGCAGCCUUGUUGGGCGCGCACAAGCCUACGCACUUCUCGCAUAGCCCAGCACCGCCUGCCAUUUUGCUCCGCUCCGCUGACGGCUGGCGGCGAGAUGGAGACACUAGCAACCCGCGAGAUGGCAUGAAUCCCAAAUUCAUCGAGAACGCUUGGCUGCAGGACAGGUCGGAUGUAAGGACGGCUGCGGAGGAUUGGGAAGCAGUGACUGGGGCCACAGUGCGAUGCUUCGACAUCCCGGGUAACCACUUCCAGGUCUUCGAUGUGACGAACAUUCAGGCCGUGUCGGAGGCUAUAGUAAAGGCGUGUGCUUUGUUGGAAGGGUCUGUUUGA
Molecule: messenger RNA, 6195 nt
Organism: Penicillium manginii
Lineage: Eukaryota; Fungi; Ascomycota; Eurotiomycetes; Eurotiales; Aspergillaceae
Product: polyketide synthase
Exons: 14
Coding region: 1-6195 (2064 amino acids)
Biological process (GO): fatty acid biosynthetic process; secondary metabolite biosynthetic process
Molecular function (GO): fatty acid synthase activity; 3-oxoacyl-[acyl-carrier-protein] synthase activity
Source: RefSeq, a predicted model, not a curated record